UUUGGACAACUUCGACUCGGCUGUAUAGGUUAUGAUCACAUCUGCGAUAAUCCAGUAAACAACUUUAGUCACGCUUAUUGUCGUCUAUGCGUUCAUUCACGAGGAACGCCCAUGGAAAUCGAGCGUCACAUAAAAAGCGCGUGUCUAUUCAAAGUUGAUUUAGUGAACGAGGUGACGUAGGACCACAAUAGUGCAUACGGUUAUUAAAAUCCGACUGAUUCGAGAUAUACAACGCUAGAAAAUGGCAAACACAACGGUCAUGCAUAAGGCGAAAGAAGAAGACAUUCUGGAAUGUUUUCUUUAUCCUAAAUUUUGCUACACCACGGAUCCAGACGCGGUAACGGAGGCGACGCUGAUUGAAGAAAUUGCCAAGUACAACGCGGAGAUCGCGCCGCUUAUUGUUGAUCAUAUAUGGCAUUGUGACAGUUUAAAUUUCCGUCCUAGAAUCAAGCAAGCAAUGUUAUUGAAUAGAAUACUUGAGGGAUCAGCUGUAGAAGAAGAUUAUCAUACCUUGCCUCAUAUAUAUGCAAGUCUGCGUUUUGACGAAGACAUAGGCGAUGAAUGGUUGACAGUGUUCCUGAUAUUUAGGCUUACUAAAGUUUUCAAUGGAUUGAUCGCCAGAGUAGUAGAUUCGGAUGGAGAAUUUCUCCUGAUAGAAGCUGCUAAUGUUCUACCAUUGUGGGCUAGUCCUGAGACAUGUCAAGAUCGAGUGUUCAUUCAUAAUGGUGACAUACAUGUUAUCAGAGAAAGAGGCACGUCAUUUCCAAAUUUAUUGAAUAAUAUAAAUGGCAAGCCAUAUAUCUCCAAGAUGUCUGAAAAAGUACAGCUUGUAUUGCAAAAACGAAUUGGUAUUUAUCCAGAUGAGAUACAGAAAAGGAAACAUAAGACUAGAGCGUUUCUUCCAGAAAAAGCAGCCUCUAUACUUCGUUUAGAACCAAGACUCAUAGCUCCAGCAAUUAGAACCAUUUGUCAUUCAGAUCCAUUGGAGCGCAGGGUAUGUCGCGCUAUGAGAUAUUUCCCCCCUGAGCAAAGAACUAUGGUCAAUCUCAAAAUGACCAAGUGUUUAUAUGCCAUGGCAACAUAUUGUCGUUAUACCGGUGAUCCAAGAACAGGUUGGAACAUACCACCUGCAACUUGCUCAAAAUACAAUGCUCAUGUUCUUGGAGUUAAAGUAGCAUGUGGUUUAGAGAUGCUAGUAGCUCGAGCCAAUGAGGAGCGUAGAAAAUGUACCAAAGAAAAGUCGGACGUGUCUGACGACACUGAGAAGUUAAAGCUGAACGAACCAGCCUUCAACGCUUAUCUAGCUCGUUUAGAGGCAAGCGGUUAUUUUAGAGAUCUGUUGGAAGGUAGCCAGGAACGUGAUAAAUUGCUGUCAACAGCAAAAGAGUAUUUCUUGAAGCAUGCGACCUUGUUUGAUAAUUUAACAAAUUUACACGAAAGUGAUGCUCAAAAAGUCUUAGAAGCAUGGGAGAAUAUACAGACCAAUGACAUUGAAAUGCAUGCUCAAGACGAGACCACACUGAGUCCUGCGGAUAGUGACAGUUGGCUUAAUAUAGAUCCGGCACAAUUAGAGACGUACUUAAAUCAACAGUGGGGCAACAUUAAAGACAAGAAAUUGGAUCAGGAGUCUUUGAGUCUUCGAGAGAAGGUGCAAUCGUUUCUCAACCAAACUAGCACUGUCGAUGGCGUGCAUUUUUUAGGGGAACAAUCAGUGGAAAACGAUGUGAUGCAAGAUGCAGAGGAUAGUACGCGAAUAGAGUUCGAUGCGGAUGCAUUUGACAGCGCAUUAAGAGGUAUUCUCGAUUUGGUCGUUCCGGGAGGCGAAGGAGAAUUUGAAGGUAGUUCGGAAGGAUCGCUUGGUGGCGAUGACGAAGAUAAGGGCGGGGAUAUGGACAAGUACAUGCGAUUGUUAGACUCGCAGGUGCAGUCGCAAUUGAUAAAAGAAGAGAACACUGUAACGGCUGAGGAUAACAACGUCGCGGAUCCUGUAGAGGCAAGUUUGCAAGAGAGUAUCGAGGCCGAGGCUGGUGGCUCCGGUCCUGCCGGGAAUAUAAUCGGCGGCCCUGUUCGUAGGCUCAUGCAUUUGCAGUUACAAUCGCCCACAACAGUACCACCUGACUUGCAAAGUUAAUGGCACUUUUAAUAGACGAUUGAUAACGUUAAUUCAUAUUGACACUAAACAUCAUAAACAUUCUUGCAAUUCUCGCUUCAUUACAUUCUCUGCAAAAUACAUAAACAUUCGCCAUUUACAAAGAGGCAAGUCGAUAUCGUGAACUAAAAAUCUUGUUACUCUAUCUAAAUUAUUAUUACAUUUAUUAUCUAAAGUAUAUACUUAAUGUUAUUGAUCGGAGCACUUUUAUCACACGGUUAGUAUCAUCGAUACAUAUUUCUAGAGAUCACGAUUGUAUUCUCAUCACUCGGCUAUAUAUCACUGUUUUUCAUACAUAUAUACAAGACGUCUGUCCCGUGAUUCGCAUUUCAAGAUACUUUAACAGGAAAGUUCGUGAGAAGAACCGAAACAAUACUAAAAAUAUUUGCGUCUCUCUAUGUCGACCAGCUAGUUGUUGCGAGCUAUUUUGUUGGUAUUUCGAAAUGUCAAUUACGACAUCUUGUAUAUAUAUAUAUACAUAUGACGAAUAUAUAAGAUGUUAUUACUGCAGGCCAUAGAGUUAGUCGGUAAGAACAAAGUAUUCUACUACUUGUACAUGUACCAUUUUGUUUCCACUUUUAUAACUAAUUUUAAUAAGCAUCGGAGACUAUUCUCUUGUGUAAAGCUUUGUACAUUUCAAUUGGAAUAAUGAGACACGUUGGACGUUU
This is a messenger RNA of Harpegnathos saltator (Jerdon's jumping ant), 2817 nucleotides long. RefSeq names its product ecdysoneless cell cycle regulator (gene ecd). Lineage: Eukaryota; Metazoa; Arthropoda; Insecta; Hymenoptera; Formicidae. Bases 242 to 2131 code for a protein of 629 amino acids. The transcript has 5 exons. Gene Ontology annotation, cellular component: nucleus. The record is from RefSeq and is a predicted model, not a curated record.